AGUGUGAUCUCAAACUUCCCCCUCAGAGCGCUACGUACAUGAACACAGCGGCGACUUCAUGUUAACUUAAGGAAUACAUAAACUCUUCCAUCACGGUGACCGAAGGUGCUCAUGAAAACCAAGAGAAGAAGCGUUUAGAACCCGUCAACAUGUGGCUGAUCACGUCGCUGUUAUGGAUGAUGUAUAUAUGAUGGACGUGAGUGAGGAGGAGAUGAUGCCGCUGGUAAGCCACGAACGAGCAGGAAGUCACAAGUCCAGCUGCGACUCGGCCGUGACCGUUCGGCUGUACUACAGCCUGACGACCAAUGGUGAGAGCACGCUGUCCAUCCCUGCCGGUCACGUGACCGCCGAGAGCAUCUGCAUCCUCGCAGCCAAAAACAGCGGCAUAUUACCUGUAUUCCAUCACCUGUUCGCUCUGGCAUCAGAGGAUCUUUCGUACUGGUACCCACCGACCCAUGUGUUCAAGGCUGAGGAGAGUGUUACUGUAAUCUAUAGAGUUCGGUUUUUUUUCUCCAGCUGGUUUGGUCAGGGGUCCAAAGCGACUUACCGCUACAGCCUGACCACAGGCAGGAUCUGCGCUGUGCUGGACUACUGCGUCAUCGACUAUCUGUUCGCUCAGUCUCGGAGUGACUUCGUGUCGGGGUGUGGUGGUGUGAAUCCUCCACUGAGUGCCAUGCAGGAGUGUUUGGGAAUGGCUGUGCUGGACCUUUGGAGACAGGCCAAAGAGCGGAACCGCAGCCCGAGGGAAGUGUGCAAGACCAUCAGCUACAAGUCGUGCCUGCCAGAGACGCACCGUGAGGACAUCCAGAGGAUGAGCCGUCUGGCCCGGUACCAGAUCCGUAAGACUCUGAAGCGUUUCCUGCAGAAGCUGGGCCGCUGUUCGGCUGGAGAGCGCAGCCUGAAGCUGAAGUACCUGAUGGAGCUGAGCGCCGUGGCACCCAACUACGACUCAGAGUGCUUCACCAUGCACAGAUCCGGGUGGCUCCAGUGUCCAGAAUCGCAGCCCGUCACUGUGGUCAGAGUGUCCGGAGAGGGAGGGAUACAGAUACAGGAUGGACAGGAAUGGCAGAUGUUCUGUGAUUUCCCCCAGAUCACGGACAUCAACAUAAAGCGACUGGGUCAGGAGCGGCUUCCUGCAGAAGGGCGAGUGGUCACUCUCACUAGACAGGAUGACCGCUGCCUGGAGGUUGAGUUCCAGACUCUGGCGGAGGCGCUGUCCUUCGUGUCGCUAAUUGACGGCUAUUUCAGACUGACCACCGACUCCAGUCAUUAUUUUUGCUCUGAAGUGGCUCCACCCAGCCUGCUGCAAGACCUGGAAAGCCACUGCCACGGGCCUAUCACGUCAGAAUUCGCGGUGCACAAGCUCAAAAAGGCGGGAGCCCAAAACGGCAUGUAUCUUCUACGCCACAGUCCCAAGGAGUUCGAUAAGUACUUUCUCAUGGUCUGCUUACAGACGCAGCUGGGCGUGGACUAUAAGGACUGUCUGAUAGAGAAGAAUGAGAAGUUCCACCUGGCAGGGAUCCACAGCUCCUUCUGCUCUCUGAAAGAACUGACCGAGUUCUACCAGAACAACACGCUGCUGCUGUCCGACAUCCCCGUCACUCUGGGCAGGUGCUGUCCACCCCAGGCCAAAGAGCUCUCCAACCUGGUCAUCAUUCGGAACAGCAGCGUGUCCGAAAGCCCCAGCUCUCCUCCUCAGAGACACCGACCGAGUCACAUCCAGUUCCACAUGAUCAAACAUGAGGACUUGAUCUGGAAGGAGAGUCUGGGUCAGGGCUCCUUCACUCACGUAUACAGAGGCUUUAAAACACACCGGCGGGACGGAGAAACCCACACCACUGAGGUUCUGCUGAAGGUUCUGGAUGCAGAGCACAAAAACAGCUGGGAGUCUUUCUUCGAAGCAGCCAGCCUCAUGAGCCAGAUUUCCCACAAGCACCUGCUGCUGGUGUAUGGGGUCAGCGUCCACAAGUCCAAAAACAUCAUGGUGCAGGAGUUUGUGAAGCAUGGAGCUCUGGACCUCUACCUGAAGAGAUCGUCCGUGUCGCUCAGCUGGAAACUGGACGUGGCCAAGCAGCUGGCCUGCACGCUCAACUUCCUGGAGGAGAAGAACAUUGUGCACGGAAACAUCUGCGCUAAGAACCUGCUGCUGGUCAGAGAAGGGGAUCCAAACUCGGACAACUUGCCCUUCAUUAAGCUCAGUGACCCGGGCAUCAGCGUGGCCAUGCUGGGCAGAGAGGUGGUUUUAGACAGAAUCCCCUGGGUGGCCCCUGAGGUGCUGGACAUGCUGGAGUUGGGUCAGCAGAGCGAUAAGUGGAGUUUUGGGACGACGUUGUGGGAGCUCUUCAAUGGAGGAGAAGUUCCACUGCAGCGCCUUGACCCCAAACAGAAGCAGCAGUUUUACGAGCGACGCUCUCAGCUGCCCUGUCUGGACUGGACCGAGUUAGCUGACCUCAUAUCACAGUGUAUGGAGUACCAGCCUGAACUCAGACCGUCAUCCAGGAGCAUCAUCCGCCACCUCAACAGCCUCAUCACUUCAGAUUACGAGAUUCUGCAUGCGGCCGGCACUCUGCCGGAGAGAGACGGCUUCUGGAGAGCGCUGAGCAUGCCCAGACAGCAGGAGCAGGAGGUGUUUGAGGAGAGACAUCUACGCUUCAUUUCUCACUUGGGGAAGGGUAAUUUCGGCAGUGUGGACCUGUGUCGUUAUGACCCGUUGGGUGACAAUACAGGAGAGUUAGUGGCUGUGAAGCAGCUGCAGCCCAACAAGCAGGCCAACAUGGCCGACUUCCAGAAAGAGAUCCAGACCAUCAGCUCCCUGCACUGUGAUUACAUCGUCAAAUACAGAGGAAUCUGCUACAGCGCAGGCCGUCUGAGUAUGAGGCUGGUGAUGGAGUAUCUCCCGUACGGCAGUCUGAUCGGAUACAUGGAGAAAUGCAAACACACCCUCAACACCAGGAGGCUGCUGCUAUUCGCCUCACAGAUCUGUAAGGGCAUGGAGUACCUGCAGAGUCUGCGCUACGUCCAUCGUGACCUGGCUGCCCGGAACAUUCUGGUAGCGGGUGACACACUGGUGAAGAUCGCCGAUUUCGGCCUAACGAAGAUCGUUCCCUUUGAUAAGGAAUAUUACCGUGUCACGCAGUUCGGAGAAAGCCCCAUAUUCUGGUACGCACCAGAAUCCAUCUCUGAGUACAAAUUUUCCCACAAGUCAGACGUGUGGAGUUUCGGAGUCGUCCUGCAUGAGCUGUUUUCCUUCUGCGAGCUGAGCCGGAACCCCAAACGACUGACCCUCCAGCGGAUAGGCAGCGACAUCCAAGGCCCCAUGAUGGGCGCCCAUCUGCACAACGUCCUGAAGGACAACUGGAGGCUUCCAGUGCCGGCAAUGUGUCCACCGAAGGUGUACAGCAUGAUGAUGCAAUGCUGGGCCUACACCAGUGAAGACAGGCCUACCUUCUUCCACCUACAGGACCUGAUUGAGAGCAGCCUCCAAGAUGAACGAGAAGGAACAAAAGGAUGAACGGGUUUUAUAAAAGUACA
This is a messenger RNA of Pygocentrus nattereri (red-bellied piranha), 3531 nucleotides long. RefSeq names its product Janus kinase 3 (a protein tyrosine kinase, leukocyte) (gene jak3). NCBI's taxonomy places the organism in Eukaryota, Metazoa, Chordata, Actinopteri, Characiformes, Serrasalmidae. Gene Ontology annotation, molecular function: non-membrane spanning protein tyrosine kinase activity; cytokine receptor binding; ATP binding. Gene Ontology annotation, cellular component: cytosol; cytoskeleton; membrane. Gene Ontology annotation, biological process: intracellular signal transduction; cell surface receptor signaling pathway via JAK-STAT; cell differentiation. The coding region runs from base 173 to 3511 and encodes 1112 amino acids. The transcript has 25 exons. The record is from RefSeq and is a predicted model, not a curated record.